CACAAAUUGUAAGUAAACAUAUAAAAAAUAAUCAACUGUUAUCUGUAAAGAGAAAAUACGAUAAAAUUGCAUACAUUCUAACCUACUGGAAAGUGUAACGGAAUUAAAUAAUUAGGCGCCUUAAGCUAAAAUGCAGUAUGGAUCGCAAUUUGAAACAGGAAGCCUUGCCGAAUGCCAUUUCCGGGCACGAAGCCAGAAACUGGACGGCACUGCAUGAUGCCGCCGCUGCUGGCGAUGAUCGCUGUGUUCAAGUACUACUCACGAGCAAUACUGAUCGUCUGGCCAAGGAAUCCGGCCAGGGUAACACACCGUUGCAUGAGGCAGCGAGCCGCGGGUUUAGUCGCUGCGUUAAACUGAUCUGCAUGCCGCCGUCGACGUCGGCGUCAACGUCUAAAACACAGCAUAAGGAUAAAAGCAGGCUGAAGGCGAGGGUGGCAAAUACAAUUGAGGCACUACAUAAUGCUACACUGAGUAUUAUCAACAAUGAAGGACUCUCAGCGCUGCACUUGGCGGCACAGAAUGGUCAUAACCAAAGUUCCAGAGAACUUUUGAUGGCUGGCGCCGAUCCCGAUGUGCAAAACAAGUAUGGCGAUACAGCACUGCAUACGGCGUGUCGUUAUGGUCAUGCGGGAGUUACGCGGAUAUUGCUCUCGGCGCUCUGUGAUCCCAACAAGACGAACCUCAACGGGGACACGGCUUUGCACAUCACCUGCGCUAUGGGCAGACGCAAGUUGACUCGUAUUCUGCUCGAGGCAGAUGCUCGAAUGAGUGUAAAGAAUGCACAGGGCGAUACGCCACAGAGCAUUGCAAUGCGCAAAAAUUAUAGGGAGAUUCUGGAGAUCCUAAAUACGCCGAAACGCAUACGUAAUCGCAAAGAAAAGCCAAAGGAUAAUGACAAAGCGACACCGGUGCAGGAAAAGGAUAAAGAUUGUGUAGACAAGGCAAUCAAUUGGUCGCCAUAUGGCUGUCAUUAUUUUCCUGAUCCACGCUCAUUUCCAUCGCCCAAGCUGGAGACGUUACCCAAAGAGCCGCUGAAGCAAGGCGAACAGUACUUUCUCGAUCUGGCGGGUCACAUACACAAGGGUCCAGUGAGUGUGGGCAACACCUGUUACUGUGGCCCCUUCUUCCGGCACAUCGAGAACAAAUUGAAUUGCAAUCGCAAGAGCCUGAAAAAAUAUGUGCACAAAACAAAGGAACGAUUGGGCCACAAGGUGCAGGCGCUGGCCAUGAAAACAAAUGAUCAAAUUGAGCAGUUAACCCGCACAAUGAUCGAGGAUCGGAUGCGAUGCGAGAGUAAGCGACAGUAUCUAAAUGAGUAUCUGCGUCGGGGCGAGCCAAUGCGUUCCACAUUCGACAAUCAGACAAAGAGUCAGCGGGUUGAGCGCACGUUGUCUCGAUGCCGUAGUUUGGAUCUACUCGAUAGCAACUGCGAUGCAAAUAAACUCUGCAAUUCGAAGAGCGUCGAAGUUCUUGAGAAUGAUAACCAAGCUGUUGUUACAUCUGUUUAUCACUCCCAUCAUGGCAGGCAAAUAGCUGAGAAUAGUGACACAAAUGACGAUACUCAAUCCAAUUCGAGCACUGAAGUUCCAGGCAAUAGCACUGAUCCAAUUGCUACAUCAUUACCUCUGCCACAAGAGGAAUUGAAGAAGUCUAAACUGAAUGAACUUAAGCUAGACUUUUUAAAAGUCUCAGAGAGAUUGGGUGAUUUGCUGGAGAAAACUUCGCUGAUCAUGGAGCGAGAAAACGAAGAGGAGAAUAAACUCCAACUGUGUUCGCUUUCUCCUGGCCAGAGCGAUCCAUCCACCUACAGUCCUGGGAAUCAAUGCAAUUUGCUAGAGAGCAAGGACAGCGGCCACAGUCCAAACUACGAUGAGUACACGCAUGUGCAGCGACGUUAUCCCAAUUCAAGUGAAACAUCGAAUCCCUCACAGAAUUCAAACAGCUGGGAGUUUGAAAUGUCACCGUCAGAGACGCAAAAGUAUUACCAUUGCAUUACCAGAGGCGACAACAUGCUGAAUACAGUGAUCAAAGCUCUGCGCAAAGAUGCCUCUUUUGCGGAUCUGCAUAAAGAUGAGGUAGCACUCAAUGAGAAUGCGGACAGAAUGUGUGGAGAUAAGUUGAUGUAUAAGGCGCAACAGCAACACGCGACACCAUCGCCAGCUUCAUCGCGCAGGGCUGAAGCAACAGUUUUCGAUACUCAACAAUCCAUCUCGAAUCUGUUGAAGCGUCAGGCACUCUGUUUGGAUGAAAACUUCUCAGCGAACUCAACGCUAUACUACACAAAUCCCAAUGACAUUUCUCCAGGCCAGGAGACGCCAAGACAGUCGGAGGAUAUGCUUCUAAGAAGGCAAAGCCCGAACGAUGCUCCAUCAAAGGUUGAAAUUCGAAAUAGCGAAAUUAAAUACCUAAGGAAACCCAUUUCCGGUCAAGUUAAGGAUAUGGUUGCCCAGUUACAGGGUAAAAUAGAUUCUAGCUCGCAGUCAGCGCAAGAAAUGCCUUUAAGUACAUCUGCCCUGCAUUCGCCAAUUGAGUUUAGCUCCCGCUUGAAUAACAACUUGCAUUCGCAUCCACAUCCACUCCCACUUGGUAUGCUGGCUAAUGAAAACGCUGCUACUCCUUUGCACAAUUCAUCCACUCUAUACGCCGCCCAUGCGAGAAAUGCACAUUCCAAGUUCGAUGUACCGAAAGAUGCCUAUUUUCACGAUCUUCCCAAUCGUGUACGCAAUCUGCAACGAGCUCAGCCCAUCUACUCGGGCGACUUGACCAAUUCGCGACAUCUAAGAAGUUUCCCUGGUCAGCAAUUACAUCACGGUUCUGGAGCGACUUUCCAUGUCCAUGUCCCGAGCGAAUACGCAAACCAAACUGUCAGUCUGGCAAAUGGAAAUGAACCACAGCAUUUGCAUUCCAAUGUUCAUGUGCAGAGUGAGCAUUCGAUAAGGGGCUACCCAAUGAGCUAUCGCGGUCACCUGCCACCCGAUGUCCUGGGCAAUGAUGGAUUAGCUACAGAUGGCGAUGAGAUCGCUGCUGUUGGUCUAUAUAAUAAUGUGUCCAGUUUGGUUUGAGGUGGUUUGGUGGAAUGAAAACAAAACGAUCAAAUGUUUAAGAAACAAUCGUGGAGUUUUUUUGGAAGCCACCAAAAAGUUGUAAAUAGUUCUCACAAUGUAUUUAUCAUCAUAAUUAUAAAUUGAAUGUUCAUUCUUGCGGUACACUAGAUAUUUGCCAAAUUCAAAUUCUGGACGUUUUUUUUAGCCUUAGCCUUGUAAUGCAGCAACAUUAGCGAUAUUUUUGUGUUCUUAAAACUGUUUUUUAAAUCGAAUUUGCAAAAACAUAUCGAGUAAGAGACCAAUUCACCAAUUGGCGACAUUAGUUUGGCACCAUUUUGACCAUUUUGUUUGUUUGUCUGAAAAUCGGUCUUUUUAAGUAUUUAGGUAGUUUUGUGUAUAUCUUCUUGCUUAGACGUAAAACUAUAAAUAAUUACGUAUAUCGAAUUAUUAUUGAAUUAAAAUAUAUUUUCUUUAAAAAAUUUUAAAUAUAAUAGUAUUUUAAUGUAUAUGUAAAUAUCAGAAUGUCAAGUACAUAUUUAUUUGAUAACAGAUACGUUUUUUAUUUAUUUUUAAUACUUUUUUUUUUUGGUGUUUUGAUAGACAUGCGGCUUUUGACAUUGUAAAAUUGUAAAUAUAAAAUAAUCAAAAACAAGUAUUGGUUACAAAUGAAAUGACAAUGACAAUAUGAUCGACAAAUUUUUGAUAUUCUUAAUAUUAAUCUGUGUGUUGUUUGUUUUGCUGUUUAAUACAUUUUACCAAUUUCCUAAAGAUAACUUUUUCGAUGUUUACUAUUUAUGUUAAUUUUAAUUCAAAUUUUUAUAAAUGAUCCUGAAAGUGUAGAGCUUCUCCUCGAACUCGCAACACUUACACUUAUCGGCACUUAAUUAGUUAAUCUUAGUUUUGAAAUAGUCAAAUUACAAUAGCCAAUAAUUUAGUCACUUUAAAUGUAGCCUAUUAUAAACCUAUUAACAUUACAUAUUUUUGUUGCAUUCUAUUGAGGGAGUUUUUCGUUUUUCUGUUAUCUUAUUGGCUGCAAUGAAAUGAGUGUCGAUUAUCCCGGCGUUUUUUUUUUGUUUUUAUAUUUUUGUUUUAUACUAUUUAACUUAACAAUAUUGUUGUUGGUCUUCAGACAGCAGGGAUGAGUUGCGCUCGCUUGGGCUUUGCAAAUAUCUUAUAUCAGGUAAUGUCUCAGAGGGGACUGUUGUCCGAGUCUUCGCGCUCUUGGAUUGUAGUUAUGCUUUGCUGCAAGGCAUUCGGUGUGAGCCACUCUCUAUAAGUGAAAGGAUAUUUUGAUACUAUAGAAAUUAAUGUCAUAGAAUAUAAAAGAGAAACUCACUUUGGUAAACAUCUCUGUAAAAAUGGCACACAGGAGCUAAAAUGUGCGAGACGAUUCACCCAGCUGGGUAUCUCUUGGCCGCAAAGUAUCUAAUAAUUAGCAAAAAAAAAUAUGUUGAACUAUAUAUGUUGUUCGAUUUAUGUUGUCUACCUGUGUCAAUGAACCCGAGAAGUGAUUGCAAUUGUUGUUCAUAAGAUGGUAACGAUCUCCGCGAAACUGAUUGCCCAAUUCCUCAACAAGACGACGCACCUCCUCAUAUGUGAAGUCGGUGCAUCCAAUCUGUAUGCUCUGUCUGAACUGAAACUGCUCACCGAGCUCGUCGUGGUCGCGAGGAGUUAUUUCGAAGACGCCAGUGAAGGGAAACGGAUGACCGCCGUACGCAAAUUCGGUGCCAAA
Drosophila sulfurigaster albostrigata is the source of this 4776-nucleotide messenger RNA. RefSeq lists its product as uncharacterized. NCBI's taxonomy places the organism in Eukaryota, Metazoa, Arthropoda, Insecta, Diptera, Drosophilidae. Gene Ontology annotation, molecular function: protein binding. Bases 138 to 3062 code for a protein of 974 amino acids. The record is from RefSeq and is a predicted model, not a curated record. The transcript is spliced from 4 exons.